AAUCCCAUUUUAUGAAGAGAAAUGGGCGGGGUUUGAGACUUUGGUAACUCUAGUGACGAUUGGCGGACCAUUGAAAUAACAAAAUGGAGGAAUACGCACGGGAGCCGUGUCCGUGGAGAAUUGUGGAUGACUGUGGAGGUGCUUUCACCAUGGGGGCCAUUGGAGGAGGGAUCUUCCAGGCAGUCAAGGGCUUCAGAAAUUCACCUUCAGGGAUGAGCCACCGAUUGAAAGGUAGCAUGACUGCCAUCAAAACCAGAGCCCCACAGUUGGGGGGUAGCUUUGCAGUAUGGGGAGGACUCUUCUCCAUGAUCGACUGUGGGUUGGUAAAGGUAAGGGAGAAAGAGGACCCCUGGAACUCCAUCACAAGCGGGGCCAUGACUGGAGCUAUCCUCGCAGCAAGAAAUGGACCUGUGGCCAUGGUGGGCUCUGCAGCAAUGGGAGGUAUACUGUUGGCGUUGAUAGAGGGUGCUGGGAUCCUGCUUACUAGAUUUGCUUCAUCACAGUUCCCAACUGGUCCCCAGUUUGCUGAGGAGCCAGCCCCCAUGCCUGCCCCUUCCUUUGGAGGAGACUACAGACAGUACCAGUGAGAGGUCUCAGUCUCUAGGCCUUUUUGAAUUCCUUGCUGAAGUUACACUGGGGAAAUGGAGGACAAAUACUACACAAUAGGCAAUUGCACCUAACAUUAUGAACUGGGUCAGAACUAAAGGGCAAAUUCACACUUUCUUCCCCGGAGCCAUGAACAGAUUUGCCUUUCACCAUCCUCCGUCUUGAAAGUUGUGCGUUGUUCACCCUACAUAAUAUAUAUUAAAAUAUCUGAACUGGAGACGAGGGAAAAGUUUGGUUUGUACAAUCUUACAUGCAUGUAAUACCCUACCCUGCAAGUGUGCCAGACACUGGAGCUGAUGUUGAGCCAAGGGCACUGCCAUGGCUAUGUCAAUAUCAACUCAAAGAUGGACCCUUCCAAACUUGUAUAAUGUUUUUCGUAUGUGUGUAUAUAUAGGCUUUCCUGCAUGCAUUUGAUAUGUUUUGCUUAUUUGCCUUGUUGUUCAUCAUAUCCUGUGCUUGUGCUCGCCAUUUUGUAAAUUUAAAAUGUAAGUGGGCAUUUAUGAAUUGCUUUUAUUGAAUGGUAUAAAAGGCAAUCUAUUCAUUAUGCUGUCCCUGAAAUCUUAGGUUUUAUAGUGACUUUUUUGUUGUUGUAGUUAUAAAUUUACACCAAGAGGCACAAAUUACUGCUGGCAAAUGAUGUUUGAGACAGAAGGAUGAUGAACAGGACAAACCUCACUAGUUACUCAAUGCAAGGGGUUGAUACAACGUAUCUGUAUGACAGAUUGAAUUACACAAGAAUAAAAUUGGUAAAAUACAA
Molecule: messenger RNA, 1363 nt
Organism: Oncorhynchus masou masou (cherry salmon)
Lineage: Eukaryota; Metazoa; Chordata; Actinopteri; Salmoniformes; Salmonidae
Product: mitochondrial import inner membrane translocase subunit Tim17-A-like
Exons: 7
Coding region: 84-587 (167 amino acids)
Biological process (GO): protein import into mitochondrial matrix
Cellular component (GO): mitochondrial inner membrane; TIM23 mitochondrial import inner membrane translocase complex
Molecular function (GO): transmembrane protein transporter activity
Source: RefSeq, a predicted model, not a curated record